Messenger RNA from Asterias rubens (European starfish), 1315 nucleotides. Its product is annotated as zinc finger protein 511-like. The record is from RefSeq and is a predicted model, not a curated record. Bases 100 to 1017 code for a protein of 305 amino acids. The transcript has 6 exons. Lineage: Eukaryota; Metazoa; Echinodermata; Asteroidea; Forcipulatida; Asteriidae.
UACGUGUUUUAAAAAUGGCGGAACACACGUCUGCAGAUCCGUCCGUGCUGCAAACGCAUCGAAACGUUUCUCGAUUUUGAAAAAAAGCAUUCUGCAAGAAUGGAGGAGGAAAUGUCACCAUGUGAGACGACGGAAGAUAGUACUCCAGUGCGUCUUGGCUAUGUACCAAGGAGUAGAAGGUUACAACCAGGAGAUGCUUUCUUUGAAGAUGGUAAUCUUGAGACAAGCUUAUCCUACAAGCAGAUGCCAGUACAUGAGCAUUAUGAUGAGGAGGAAGAAGAUCAUAUCAGGCAUAAAGAUUUCAAAUGUCAUGUGAUGGGCUGCAACCAAACCUUUACGACGGUUGCGUCUUUCGAGAUCCACUACAACGGCUCUCAUCGUAACAUCUGUCGCUACUGCCGUCGCUCAUAUCCGUCCAAUCAUCUCCUUGAUAUUCAUAUAUCAGAGUCACAUGACUCCUUGUUUGAGAUCAUGGCACAGAAGCAGCCAAUGUACCAGUGUCUGAUUGAGAGCUGUAGUGACAAGUUUGUCGACGGUCUGAAGAGGAAAGAUCACUUGAUCAAACACCAUCACUAUCCAGCUAACUUUAGAUUCCAAAAGGGGAUCUGUAAACCAAGGUCAAAACCAGCAGCUAAACCAGCAUCGAGUAUCGGUGAAGAUCAGAUGGACACUGAAGCGCCAGCAGGUGGUGCCACACAUGGUGAUACACCCCUACCCCCGAGUGAUGCAACCUACUCAGCAUCCAGUGAGACACUAACAGUGAAUGCAGGGCGUGGUUCACAAGCUCAAAGCAGACCUAGGGUCCCAGUCAACAUAUCAUUUGGUCGUGGAGGGACACGGUCAUUUCAACGAGGGCACCAAAAACAAAAGACUAAACCUAAGAAGGUAGGAGCUAAUCAGAAACAAUCAGGCCCCGCCCUAAUGGAAGAUUCAAUGGAUGUGCCACCAAUGGAGAGUAAUGACGUCAUGAAUAUUAACGAUUCAAACAUGGAGGAGCCAAUGAGUGAAUAUUCAUGACCUUCCAGAGCGCGCCAAAAUGGAGGAUUCAAUGGAUGGGUGCCACAGAUUGAGAGUAAUCAAGGAAUGGCGUCAUGAAUAUUAAUGAGUCAAACAUAUGAAUCAAUGAAUCAAUGGAUAUGCCACAGAUGGAGAGUAAUCAAGGGAAUGAGCCAAUGAGUGGCUUUUCAUGUCUACUUGUAAUGUUUGUGAUGUAUGGCUACAGGUAAAUAUUUAACUUGUACUCUUUUUGUUUUAAAGACAAUGGACACUAUAAUGGUAAUUGUCAAAGACCAUCUUCUCACUUGGUGUAUCUCAA